UGCUUGUUUUUAUCUACAGUGUCAUUAUCAAAUAAAAAACAAGGGUUAAUCAAGAAAUUAACGAAUGUAUUGAUUUAUGUAUGAGUAGUUUUUGUUAGUGUUAAAAGUCAACAUUGGUCACGUUAAAAAUUAAUCAUUACAUUCAGUGGAACUAAAAAAAGCACGUAUACACUACGUAUAUUGUUAUUUUCUUCGCAGCGUUUGUGUUGCAUGUGUCAUUCCUUAUAAAAUACUUUCAUCAUUGUAUUUUGCAUCGACAACUUUGAACGAAGGUUUCCUAUUAUGUCUCUGGACGAGAGAUUUAAUACAGCAGCUAUAGCAGUAAAAGAACUAGCUGCACAACCAGCAGAUGAGGACUUACUUGAAUUAUAUGCAUUGUACAAACAAUCUAUCAUUGGUGAUUGUAAUACAGAGAGACCAGGCAUGUUGGAUUUUAAAGGAAAAGCUAAAUGGGAUGCUUGGAAUAAUAAGAAAAAUAUGUUAUCAGAAACAGCAAAAGAGCAAUAUAUCGCUAAAGUGGAAGCAUUAAUUGCAUCAAUUGGAAAGAAAUAACUUGUCAACUAUUUCUUUGUGUACACAUAUAGAAUUAUACUUCAUAAAAUUUUUUUAUUUUUAAUAGCAAGCACUAGGAGUAUUGCAAUACACACGAAUAAAUGAUUGUAUAUUGUUUAUAGAUACAAUAAAACACCAAUUCCUAUUCUGCAA
Messenger RNA from Harpegnathos saltator (Jerdon's jumping ant), 705 nucleotides. It is a transcript of the gene Acbp1, whose product is annotated as Acyl-CoA binding protein 1. The transcript has 3 exons. Gene Ontology annotation, biological process: fatty acid metabolic process. The coding region runs from base 283 to 552 and encodes 89 amino acids. Gene Ontology annotation, molecular function: fatty-acyl-CoA binding. The record is from RefSeq and is a predicted model, not a curated record. NCBI's taxonomy places the organism in Eukaryota, Metazoa, Arthropoda, Insecta, Hymenoptera, Formicidae.